GUGGCGGCAGUGGGGCUUCUGGGGGCGUCCCUGGGAAGGGGCGCAAAUUAACAGAUGUGCAUGAGGAAGUGUCUGGUCGGUCUCACGUUUUGUACCUGCUACCUGGCUGCUUACCUCACGAACAAGUAUGUCCUGUCUGUCUUGAAAUUUACCUACCCUACAUUAUUCCAAGGGUGGCAGACACUGGUUGGUGGACUUUUGCUUCAUGUGUCAUGGAAACUGGGCUGGGUGGAGAUCAACAGCCGUUCAAGAUCUGAUGUUUUGAUGUGGCUUCCUGCUUCGGUGCUAUUUGUGGGUAUCAUCUAUGCUGGUUCCAGAGCGCUGUCCAGACUGGCCAUUCCUGUGUUUCUCACUUUGCAUAAUGCAGCCGAAGUUAUCAUCUGUGGGCACCAGAAGUGUUUUCGGAAAGAGAAAACUUCUCCUGCAAAGAUUUGUAGCGCCCUCUUCCUGCUGGCUGCUGCCGGGUGCCUGCCCUUCAACGACUCCCAGUUUGAUCCAGAUGGAUAUUUCUGGGCUGUAAUUCACUUACUCUGUGUAGGGGCUUAUAAGAUACUACAGAAAUCCCAGAAACUCAACAAGUUAAGUGACAUUGACCAGCAGUACUUAAACUAUCUAUUCAGUGCGGUGCUCCUGGCUUUAGCAGCUCACCCCACAGGUGAUCUCUUCAGUGUCCUAGACUUUCCGUUCCUGUAUUUCUACAGAUUCCACGGCAGCUGCUGUGCCAGCGGAUUUUUAGGAUUCUUUCUCAUGUUCAGCACCAUGAAGCUAAAAAGCCUUAUGGCCCCGGGGCAGUGUGCAGCCUGGAUUUUCUUUGCUAAGGUGAUCACGUCUGGCUUAUCGAUGUUGCUGUUUGAUAUAAUUCUGACCAGGGAAACCAUGGGAUGCCUCCUGCUCGGCGGAUUUGGAGAGGCCUUGCUGAUUUUCUCAGAGCGGAAGGGCUCCUAAACCCGGGAAAAGUGGAUCCCAGGCUGUAGUGGAGAACACCGCGCUGUCCAGGUGAUAGAAAGAGGAAAGCGAGGAUGGAGAGGCGCUACCGCUCGCUGCGGCAAGGAGAACUCUCUUUCUGGGGUCUCUAGGAUGCUUCAGGGAGUGAGUGGACUGUGUCGAGAGGCUCCCCAGGUCCAGGUGAUGAGCCCCGCGCGCAGGUGUGCAGAGAGAGAUGCAGGGUUUCACCCGUGUGGGGAUGGCUCCGCCUUCCUGGAUUGCUGCGCAUGCUCCUUAUUAAACACCCUUCAGCAAGCAAGCUUUCACUGGUGGGUAGUGGAGGUAUUGUAUCGUAUUUUGGGCUUUGUUUUGUAAUUUCACAACCUUGAAGUCUUCUCUGAGGAUGUCCUUUCCUUGCUGUCAGGUUGGCUUGCCUCAAACCCACACUCACUCACUUAGGGGCACACAGAGAAUUCCAUGAGGGGGCUUCCCCUGGAGGCCGAGUUGGGGGGCAAAUGGGAGUCCUAGGCCAAGUAAGACACCAGCAAGGACACUGUUUCUCUCCAGCACUGAAGACUUUCUGUGGUUGUGUGUUGUGUUGAAUUCUGAACACCCUUUUGGGCCCACCAUCAGGUUAAAUUGGUACUGAUGAUUACCCAAGGGUAAUGAUUACCACUGAUGAAUAAGCACUGAUGGAUGAAACAAACAUAAGUAUGUAA
Budorcas taxicolor (takin) is the source of this 1643-nucleotide messenger RNA. RefSeq names its product transmembrane protein 241 (gene SLC35D4). Bases 55 to 945 code for a protein of 296 amino acids. The transcript has 15 exons. Lineage: Eukaryota; Metazoa; Chordata; Mammalia; Artiodactyla; Bovidae. The record is from RefSeq and is a predicted model, not a curated record. Gene Ontology annotation, cellular component: Golgi apparatus. Gene Ontology annotation, molecular function: antiporter activity.